Pectinophora gossypiella (pink bollworm) is the source of this 2452-nucleotide messenger RNA. RefSeq lists its product as uncharacterized. The record is from RefSeq and is a predicted model, not a curated record. The coding region runs from base 398 to 2242 and encodes 614 amino acids. NCBI's taxonomy places the organism in Eukaryota, Metazoa, Arthropoda, Insecta, Lepidoptera, Gelechiidae. The transcript is spliced from 2 exons.
UCUACCACGCUUCUUCAAUGCGGUCUCUUGCGGCAGUACAAGUGACUGAGUCUUCUGAUCUGGAUUACUUUAUCAAAACAGAAUUCAAGCUACUCACUGCCCAAACAUUAUCAAUCGCUGAAUAUAACAAUGCUACAACUUUGUUACGGGCUAACAAACUCUCGUCAACUAGGGGUAGCUGAACAAAGUUUUCAUAAAAGAUGAAGCAUGUCCACAUAAAUUCUCUUUGCUACCACCUGACAGGUCCCCAUAAAACGAAAAGAAAAGAAAAUCAAUUUAACAAAACUGUCCAACGGUUAAAACCCAAGCAAAAACGCAAACCAAAAAAAUUGGCAGUAAAAAUGUAUUAACUUUAUCGCACUUUACUUAGGGAGAAGGCUUACUAACAUAAGGCAAAAUGGACCGUAAAACAAGAAACAAAGUUGUGGUCAAGUCUAAAUCAUCGAACAGUGCUAUAACGACGAAAUCUAAAUCGCCAAUAAGAGCUAACGCCCGGAACAAGAAGAGCUGGAGUAGCGCCGAGUUCAAGAAUAAAAUCAACAAGAAACGCGGUGUUUACGUUGAGAAAAAGUCUACCAAUUUACUGAACUCGCGAGGUAAGAAUGAAGACACGGGACAUCAAAAACCGUCUAAACGACCUCGCAAAAGCCAGAAAGGCUUCCUAGACUCUGUCCUUAACAUACUGUCGCAAGACACGACCGGUACUCAGUACCCCGAUGCAUCUGAUCUGCUCAAACCUGGCAAACAUCGGCGAAUUAGGAGGAGGACCGUUGAGACCGUCGACAAAGGUAUCCAAGACCUAGAUGCCAUGUCCGGUAACAGCUCGCCAUUUAGGUACAGGAAGUCGUCGCCUUUAAGAAUGAGACAACCCUCCCCCCAAAGAAGGAAGUUCAAAUCUCGUAUUCUCAACGACCAUGUGAGCGACAGGCUGGUUGUCCUGCAACCGCGGAAAGAACUCAACCACACACCUUCGAAUCAAUCGGAAGGCGCAAGCAAGGAUUAUGUGCACAAAAAGAAAUGGCCCGAUUCGCCACUAGUCCAAUACCUGGAGCAGGAGACAAAUAUGCUUCAGCAACAGCAGAAUCCGGACAUUAAAGAAGGGAAGAAGCUCAAGAAAACGGAAGCGCUCAAGAUGGAGGAACCGGCUACUAUGGUGGGCGAACUCAAGACCUCGGCGAAGAGCCUGUAUAAUUUCUUCGUUGAUCUACUAGAAACCACUUUCAGCGUUUACAAUAUGAAUGCAGAAUACAACGAGAAAGUACACAAGGAGUCUAAUGUCAAUUUCGAAAUUGACGAGAAAGUGGCCAAGAAACUGACGUUAGCUACGCAACCAACAAUAGACUACGUAGAGAAUAAUAACAUUAAUCAUACUGGUGACGACAUCAAGAGGGAUACAGUGUUCUACAUAAGGAACGAUGAUAUAGCGACGGACAGAAUAGAAGUGUACAAGACGAAGCCACGGUGUUCCAACAUGAAUCCACCUUUGCGUCCGCGAAAGAGGAGUCCAGGCAGGAAUCUCCGCUCUGAGUCUUUCUCUUACACCCAGCCGUACAAAGUUGACUCGCCGACGAACAGAAGCGCGAUAAAGCCCAAGGGAUCAUUCAACAAGAAGAAUAGAAAACAAAAUUUACUCAACCUCCUGAAGGAAGAGUUGCGUAUGGAGGAGGAUGCUUUCGACGAGCCACAAACUAUGCAUCAAGCGUUGAAGCUGAUUGCGAAGAACAAGAGGCGGUGCCGAAGGGCGAUACGGUUUGACGAGUCGGCCUGCCCUGACAGGAAAACGAAGACGCCAGACGACGGACAUCCGGACUGCAUGUUCAAGCGUCGGAAAGUCAUAUCUUCGAGUACGAAAAGCAGCAGACGAAAGAAGUUGUUCAGGAUCUUCAAUCCGCAAACUACUUUUAUGCAAUCGAUGCGUACGUCGGGCAUCCCUCGCAAGUUCUCAACCACUCGUCCUACGCUUACCCAGAGCGAUUCGAGCAAUGAUAAUUACAAUUAUGCCGAGGACGAUUACAAGACGGCUUCUUUCCAUUCCAUAGUCGUGGAGGGUUACGACUACGAGCCAGACUUCUCAAUGAGACAGAACGACAUUAAAAACAAGGCCAUCAUAUAUGCGUACCACUCUCGAGAGACAAUCCUCACUGAAAGCCUUGGAAGUUCGAAGGAUUGCCUAGAUUCGAUUCCGUCGAAAGCGUCCACGUCGAUAAGUCAACUCUUAUUGAAAACACCAGAUAUGUAUUGACAAAAAAAUUGUAAAAUUAAAAAUUGUAAAACGAAUAACGCGUUUGAUAAAACAAAAUACAAUUGAAAAUCAUUUAGUUGAACAUAAUACAGAACACGACUCUAGGCUUUUUAUCCUAAAGUUUUAGACAAUUUUACUUAUCAUCUAAAUACCCAAAAAACAGAAUCAUAAGAAUCUUGUAUAAUACGGCAGGCAUGCCAGUCCCUAAAA